AUGGCUGGCACAGAAAUGCAGCGUGUAGUCGACGAGGAUGAUGACAUCCCACGGCGUUCAGAUGCCAAUUUGGGUUACCUCUACUGGGGCAUUGUGACCAUUGUGGUGCUUUACAUCCAGAUCGUGGUCUUUCACAUCGAGGGUCGACAUACAUUUCAGGACUUUAGGGCGGCCGCUCUUGUUCGGGGAAAAGACGACUGGGUGACUGAGAACGAUGGCAAGGCUUUCGAUGCUCCAGACCUUCGUUAUCCCAUCAUCGAGCCCUCGGGUGCCUUUCUGAUGACCCGGCGAGUCACAGUGAAGGACCAGAAGAUGGGCACUUGCAUCGAUUGGGAUUCCCCUGAGCGAUGUCCCUGCGGAGAGCAUGCCACCUGUGGUCCAGAGAACUUCUGCGAGGUCAAAGGCUGGUGCCCCUCCUUAGGGGAUGGCAACAUGGAGCACCCACCGCAGGGCGCCGAGGUGGAGGAGAUCUUGGGCCUGGAGGACGCGGUGCUGAUGAUCGUGGCGGGCAUCGGCUUUCCGAGCAUCGGGCAGACCUUCCAUGUGGCGGGCUCCAGCCCGGAAGAUUCGAGCACCUUGCACAAGCACAUCACAGUUCCACAACUCUUGGAGCUAGCAGAUCCACCGGUGAAGCUGGAAGAUGUGGCCCAAACCGGGUGCAUCAUUGCGGUGAACUUUUUUUGGAGUUGUGACCUGAGCUGGCGCUCUGAUUGUGAACCGCAACUUUCGGUCAAGCGGCUGGAUGCGGGCACUGGCUUCGUACAGAAGCGGGCGAAGAAGAAGACGACCAAUGGGGUUGAGACGCGAGAGGCCGUUUAUAUGUACGGCCUGCGACUCAUCGUGGACUCUUCUGGGAUCGGUCGACAGAUUAGCCUGGUGCCCAUUGUGAUCUAG
Durusdinium trenchii is the source of this 894-nucleotide messenger RNA. The record is from the annotation of a GenBank genome assembly. NCBI's taxonomy places the organism in Eukaryota, Dinophyceae, Suessiales, Symbiodiniaceae.